CUGUCGUCCGUCCUAGCCUGCUCCACGCUACCAAGCCCCGAUCAGCUCUAUCGAGAGCUUGGAAGAGCACAAGCAAUUCCUCCCUGAUCCAACGCCGCGGCAUUGCGAGUUCAGCAGUCCGGUCCCUGAGUGCAGUCACGCCACCACCGCCAUCACAGCGCGCAGACAUGGCACCCUACGAGGAGGUCCUGAGGGGGAAAUACCCUGGUAAACAGCAUGCCAGGAAAGUGGUCGAGUAUCUUCGGUCCAAGAUCCCCGAUGCCACGGGCGUCAUCUAUGUCGAGAGCAAGAAGGCGAAGCUCCACGAGGACUGUGACCAGGAGGAGCACUUCCGUCAGCGCCGUUCGUUCUACUACCUUACAGGUUGUAACCUCCCCGACUGCCACUACACCUACGACAUUAGCACCGACAAGGCGACUCUGUACAUUCCUCCCAUCGACCCUGAGUCCGUCAUCUGGUCCGGGCUCCCUCUCUCCCAGCAAGAGGCUCUAGAUCAGUACGACGUCGACGGUGUUAGCUAUACGACCGACGUCAAUGGGUCCCUCGCCCACCUGGCCGCGUCGUCCAAGACCGUCUUCGCUGUCUCUGGCCAGGUCUCAGACAACAUUACCUUCCUCGAGUUUGACGACAAGAACAUGACCAUCCUGAAGGAGGCGAUCCAGUACAGCCGCGCAAUUAAGACACCCUAUGAGGUUGCCCUCAUCCAGAAGGCGAACGACAUUUCCUCGGUGGGCCACAAGGCUGUUAUGCAGGGGGUGAAGCACGCCGCCAACGAGUCGGAGCUGCACUCUAUCUUCCUGUCCAACUGCACAUCCAAGAAUGCCAAGAACAUGGCCUACGAUGUGAUAGCCGCCAGCGGCCGCGCUGCUGCUACCCUCCACUAUGUCAGGAACGACCAACCCCUUGCGGGCAAGCAGAAUGUGUUGCUUGACGCCGGCUGCGAGCUGAAUUGCUACGCGAGCGACAUCACGAGGACCUUCCCUAUCAGCGGCAAGUUCACUCCUGAGAGCCGCGCGAUAUACGACAUCGUGCUGAGGAUGCAGAACGAGAGCAUCAACAUGCUCAAGGAGGGCGUGCGGUGGGACGACGUACACGAGACCGCGCACCGUAUCGCCAUCGAUGGCCUGCUGGAGCUGGGAGUGCUCAAGGGAGACAAGGAUGAGAUCUUCAAGAGCCGGACCAGCGUGGCCUUCUUCCCUCACGGGCUAGGCCACUAUCUAGGCAUGGACACGCAUGAUACCGGUGGCGACCCUAACUAUGCGGAUAAGGAUGCUAUGUUUAGGUAUUUAAGGAAGAGAGGUACAUUGCCUGCGGGUGCAGUGAUCACGGUGGAGCCAGGCAUUUACUUCUGCAAAUUCAUCAUCGAGCCCGCGCUGCAAGACCCUAUAGCUUCGAGAUACAUCGAUGUGGAUGUUCUGGAGAAAUACUGGGAUGUGGGUGGCGUGAGGAUCGAGGACAACGUCUUGAUUACAUCGAGUGGCUGCGAGAACCUGACAUCCGUCCUCAAGGAUGCGGAUGAGAUUGAGAAACUUAUCUCAUCUAGCUGA
Messenger RNA from Cryphonectria parasitica EP155, 1547 nucleotides. RefSeq lists its product as uncharacterized. Lineage: Eukaryota; Fungi; Ascomycota; Sordariomycetes; Diaporthales; Cryphonectriaceae. Gene Ontology annotation, molecular function: manganese ion binding; metalloaminopeptidase activity. The transcript has 4 exons. Bases 168 to 1547 code for a protein of 459 amino acids. The record is from RefSeq and is a predicted model, not a curated record.